AUGGGGUUAUAUGAAAAUGAAAUGAAAUCAACACCAAGGCUUAGAAAUCCAUAUUAUAUUCCCGAGACCCCUGAUACGGAGGCCAUGGAAUCUUAUUUCAUAUUUGACAAUCCAUACAAGAGUAUCUCAAAACUUAGCAACACGUCUUCUAUUAAAAAAAAGAGAAGAAAAUUGCCGGAAAAACAUAUAUUUGCCACACUAAUUUCAUGUAUAAAAAAUCCGGGGCGCGAAAAUUCCAUGGAUUAUUCAAGAGGUGGUCUAAGUUCCGCAAAUACUCCCAAGCUUAGCGCAUUUAUCCAGCCUCCACUGAAUAGAUUUUUUAUACCUCGACCUUUCCCUGCUUAUAAAAAGCCAAUAGAUAGGGCUCCUGAUGAAAGGGUUGGUUGCAGACAUUCUGGCGUUGGCUCUUUUCUUAAACACAUUCAAGAUCUCUAUGCCUCCUCUGCAAAUUCUACUUCUGAUCACAAGGAUGAGGCCGAGAAAAGUUUGACGCGAAAACAACUACAAGAGGAAAAGCUAGCCGAGCAAGUUAAAGAAUAUUCAACUUGCAAGCCAUCCUUCAAGAGCGAUCCUUUCAAGACUAUCUUUGUUGGGAGACUCCCUUAUUCCGUCACAGAGCGCCAAUUGCGACGAGAAUUCGAGGUUUAUGGCGUUAUUAAGUCUGUUGUUGUUGUUGAAAAGCCAGGAACUGCGCCUACUCCGCGUGGUUAUGCGUUCAUCGAGUUUGAGCGAGAGAAGAGUGCUAAAAUUGCAUAUUUUGAGGCGGAUGGAAGGAAAAUUGAUGGCCAGCGUCGAUGCGUGGUGGAUGUAGAAAGGGGGCGGACAGUCCGUGGAUGGCUCCCUCGUAGGCUUGGUGGUGGUUUGGGUGGCAGUCGAAAGGGCCCAGCGGAAAUUUGCAACAAAGUGUCAGGAAGGGACCCUUCCUUGCGAGGAUCUGAUAGAAAAUCUUCGAGAUCUCCUCCCCCAAGAUCUCUUUCCCCUCGCCAGCCUUCUUAUCGUAGACCUGUAUAUGAGGGAAACGAGCGAAAACGUUCUAGAUCGCCAAAAACAUUUCAUUACUCUUACCCCGAAAAUCCACCUUUGCGUCAAUCCUCGUAUAGGGAUUAUGAUAAACCCUCUUACCCACGUAGAUAUGAGCCUUUGCCUCAUCCUGCCAGUCGGAGGGACUACUUUUGA
Messenger RNA from Mitosporidium daphniae, 1176 nucleotides. RefSeq lists its product as uncharacterized. Gene Ontology annotation, biological process: mRNA splicing, via spliceosome. Bases 1 to 1176 code for a protein of 391 amino acids. The record is from RefSeq and is a predicted model, not a curated record. Lineage: Eukaryota; Fungi; Microsporidia. Gene Ontology annotation, cellular component: precatalytic spliceosome; U1 snRNP; U2-type prespliceosome. The transcript is spliced from 3 exons. Gene Ontology annotation, molecular function: mRNA binding; U1 snRNA binding.